AUGACGUCGGCGAUGGAGGAAGCACUGCCGACCUCGCCGAAGACCACCGACGGAGUAUCGAACGACGAUUCCCUCUCCUCGCACAUUUCCUCACGCUCCCGCUCCCGGUCCCGUCGAUUCCCCAGCUCCGCGUCUCCGGCGCCGCCGUCCUCCGCCGUCCCAUUCUCCUGGGAGCAACGCCCCGGCAUCCCCAAGGACACAUCAUCCCCGGAGUCUUCCGUCGCCAAUCCAGUCCUCCCCCUCCCGCCCCUGAUCCGCUCCCACUCCGACCUCCCCACGCCCCGCAAGAAACGUUCCGCCGCCGCCUCUUCCUCGCGGGGCGCGGAAGUCCCUGCUGAUCCCUUUGCGGCCGCCCUAGCGCUUUGCGCCAAGGGCCUCAUGGAUGACGAUGACCUUUCCGUCCCGCGGGGAUCGUCCCUCAUGGAUGAGGAUGACCUUUCCGUCCCGCGGCGAUCGGCCGCAACCGUCGCCGGUCGCUUCCGGAUCUUCGAUUUCUACGGAUCCUGCAAGGCGACGUGCGCCGUAGCGACCUGCUUCCCUCGGCCCGGAUCCUUGGCCUUGCUCAGCCGUCGUCCUUGA
Zingiber officinale is the source of this 579-nucleotide messenger RNA. RefSeq lists its product as uncharacterized. The coding region runs from base 1 to 579 and encodes 192 amino acids. Lineage: Eukaryota; Viridiplantae; Streptophyta; Magnoliopsida; Zingiberales; Zingiberaceae. The transcript has a single exon. The record is from RefSeq and is a predicted model, not a curated record.